ACACAUUCAUAUGGAGAUUUGUGGGUAUAAAUAGAGGGAAGAGGUAGAGAGAGGCUAGCACACUUCUAACUGGCUCUUCACUCACUGAGACCUCAGACUAACACUGACCACAGCAGCCAUGGCACCAACUGUUUUUGGACAAAUGAACUACUCUAAGGAGAACCUGACAUCCACCCACAAGCUGAGAAAGCCAAUGGUGGAGAAACUGCGCAGGGAUCGCAUCAACACCAGCAUCGAGCAGCUCAAGUCUCUGCUGAGUCCAGAGUUCCUCAGACAGCAACCAGACUCCAAACAGGAGAAAGCUGAUAUUUUGGAGAUGGCUGUCUAUUUUCUGAAGCACUGGCGGCAGCAGCAGUAUCCACCAGCGGAGACUGAUCCCCUGGCGGCGGCUAGCCAGGGCUACUCCCACUGUGUGAAGGAGGCACUGAGCUUCCUGUCCCAGAGCGAGACGCAGACCCAGUCCCACAGAAGACUGCUGAGCCACUUCCAGAGCGUGCAGUCAUCCAGCGCACCCAGCCAGGCCCUGAGUCAUCUCUCUCCGCCCGGCUCCCCAGUACACCGGGCCACCACCAAGAGGGUGAACCCCACCAACAGCACCCUCUGGAGGCCUUGGUAGAGAAAAUACAUUAUUAUGUCAAGUCCAACAGAAUUACACAGGCCAGUCUAUGACAGGUCUAGACAGUGAUUACCAGAGUGACGGAGGCUAUUUCUUUUGCAUUGGCAAGAGAUUCUACGUCGUAUAGUUUCAUCAAGAUGAAGAUGGCAUGGUGUGCCAGUAUUCCUUUGAAAGGACUAAUAUCAUUCAGAUUGUUCUGAAUACAUCAGCCAGCUGUAUGAAUACAUCAGCUGUAUGAAUACAUCAGCUGUAUGACAAAUUUACACUACUCUUUUCACAAGAGUGUAUUUUGUGUUAUGACAAAGAGAUAAUGUGGCUCUGAAAUAAGUUCUGAUAAUAAUAAUGUAAUAUAAUGGCCCAUAUUGGGUUGCAUCUAUAUCUGAAUGUCUGUGACAUUUCUGCUGUGUUUGAUUUAUUCAAACUUUGUUUUAUAAUUGAUAUUCCACUUGUCACUGAAUGAUGCAAUGUGUCAGUUUGGUGUUGUUUAUCAAUAUUAUCCCCUAAAUGGAUCCAAUGGAUCUACUUUUACCUGUAAAUCAUUUUAUGAUUAUAUGUGACUUUUCUGUCAACCUUUGUUACUGAUGGAAUAGUUAUGGAUGACAUUAAGCCUGAAUGUUACAGGCAAAUGUUAAAAGGUUACUUGUAGUAACUUAAAAUGAAUACCUUUUAUAAAGGGCUUUUACUUAUAUUCAACAAAUGCUGUUGGUGAAAGAAAAUGGUGCAUCUUAAUUGAUGUAAAUGAAGACUUUAAAAAAUCCAAUUCAACAUAUGAAAA
Osmerus eperlanus (European smelt) is the source of this 1391-nucleotide messenger RNA. Its product is annotated as transcription factor HES-5-like. Gene Ontology annotation, molecular function: protein dimerization activity; RNA polymerase II cis-regulatory region sequence-specific DNA binding; DNA-binding transcription factor activity, RNA polymerase II-specific. Bases 119 to 616 code for a protein of 165 amino acids. The record is from RefSeq and is a predicted model, not a curated record. Gene Ontology annotation, biological process: anterior/posterior pattern specification; regulation of neurogenesis; regulation of transcription by RNA polymerase II. Gene Ontology annotation, cellular component: nucleus. The transcript has 2 exons. NCBI's taxonomy places the organism in Eukaryota, Metazoa, Chordata, Actinopteri, Osmeriformes, Osmeridae.